CGAGCGCGCGGGCGGAGGACAUCGAGGUGCUGGAGCCCGCCGAUGCGCUGCCCAUGGCCGCGGAGGACCACUGGAAAGCUCUGUUCGAUCAGUUCGACCCUGAGAACACUGGAUACAUCAGCACCGAGAGAUUUCGAGGCCUCCUUCAACGGCACGGCUCCGAGCUGGACCCGCACAAGCUGGAGGUUCUCUUGGCUUUGGCAGACAACAAUUCUGAUGGGAAGAUCUGUUAUCAGGACUUUGUCAACCUGAUGAGUAACAAAAGGUCGAAUAGCUUCCGCCAAGCUAUUCUGCAGGGGAACAGGAGGCUGUGCAGCAAGGCGCUGCUGGACGAGACAGGACUAAGCCUGUCCCAGCGCCUGAUUCGACACGUUGCGUAUGAAACCCUGCCCCGCGAGAUAGACCGAAAGUGGUACUAUGACAGCUAUACCUGCUGCCCUCCACCCUGGUUCAUGAUUGCCAUCACCAUUGUAGAGGUUGCCUUUUUUCUUUACAACGGAGUGGUGCUGGACAGAUUUGUGCUGCAAGUCACCCAUCCUUUAUACCUAAAGAACUCACUGGUUUAUCAUCCUCAGCUCCGUGCUCAGGCCUGGAGGUACCUAACCUACAUAUUCAUGCAUGCAGGGAUAGAACACCUUGGACUCAACGUUGUGCUUCAGCUUCUGGUUGGGGUUCCUCUUGAGAUGGUGCAUGGAGCACUGAGGAUUGGCUUUGUCUAUCUUGCUGGAGUUGUGGCGGGUUCCCUGGCGGUAUCAGUAGCUGACAUGACUGCACCGGUGGUGGGUUCCUCUGGAGGGGUUUAUGCGCUCGUAUCUGCCCAUCUGGCUAACAUAGUAAUGAACUGGUCUGGAAUGAAGUGCCAAUUCAAGCUGCUGCGCAUGGCUGUUGCCUUGAUCUGUAUGAGCUUUGAAUUUGGAAGGGCGGUGUGGCUGCGGUUCCACCCAUCUGCAUACCCUCCCUGCCCACACCCGAGUUUUGUCGCCCACUUGGGUGGCGUGGUGGUUGGAAUCACAUUGGGUGUUGUCAUCCUAAGGAACUAUGAACAAAGACUUCAAGACCAGUCCUUAUGGUGGAUCUUCCUUUCCAUUUAUAUCAUCUUUGUGUUGUUUGCUAUCUUCUGGAAUAUUUUCGCCUACAGCUUAUUGGAUCUGAAGCUACCUCCACCUCCUUGAAAGAACAGGAUGAAGGAUGUUGGAGAGCAAAAGACUUUCCAGCCACCAGCUCUGUUAAAUGAAUCAUGACUUAACAUUUAUUUUUCUAUGAAGCUUAGGGGGAUGAGCUAACAGUCUUCUGAGAAUGCACGGAGAUGUCUGACACAGAUCCCGUCUGACUGUACUGUAUGCUGAAGGAGACAAUUUAAGCAAUGACUUUACUAUAGAACUGGCCGGAGAAAAGUCAGGGCAUGAGUCCUACAGGUACUGUAACUUUCAGUCUGGCCCUGACCCCACAGCCUCUCCAUUGUGGGUAAUCCCAUGAGGAAGGGCUGCGAGAUAGGCCUGAGGUAUAUAACUGGGCACUUACCACUCAGUUUAUUAGCACAUACGUUGACUUUGUGUUUGAGUUACCUAAGUACUUGAGGUGGUGCUGGACCUCUGGCCAGUUGGUUUGUGAAGCUCCUGAACUGAACUGCACAGUAAAAGAGCACACUUUGCUAUCUCAACUCACAGGAAACUCAUGAGGCAGCUUUGAUUUGGUUUGACUGUUCAACCAUACCACUGCCACUGUCUUAUUACUUGAAUGGUUGCUUAAAUAUGUAGUCUAUGAUAAAAUCUGUCGUAAGCACCUUCCAAAAGGGAGCCGUAGAACUUGGUCAUCUGAGGCGUGGGAGGUUGGUCCGCAAUUCAAGGUCAAACAAAAUUGCACUAGAAGCCUUGGAUACUUUACAGUAGCUGCUAAAGAGAUGCCUGGUUGGAGGUGGCUCUUACCUUCUGUGCAUACUCCACUUGAUUUGCACAACCAGUUGUAGUAAACAAUGUUUUUUCUUUGCUGGGACAGGGCAGUCCAUUGUUUGCUAACAUUUGAUUACAUUGCAAACUGGUUGGCAAUUGAGUUAUGUUGUCUUCUCGCCUUUCUUUUUGGUUGCAGUCUAAAGCCCUGGCUGCAGUGUGUUUAGAGAGUCAUAACUCCUCUAGCAGAUGGUGCUUCAGCUCUGCCAGAAGAGUGGGACCAGGGUUUCUUACACCAGUGUAAGCAAGAACUGUCCAAGCUGUCAAGCCAUUUUAUAAACCGUUCAAUCUGCGAGGGGCCAAAUUUAUCCACUGAAGUCAGUGGAGUUACUCCAGGGAUGUCUUGGGCACUCAUUCUCUACCCAAGUGUUUCAUCUUUGGCAUGACAAUGGCUGGUAAACUCCUGAGGGUGGCUGUUGCGUGUGGACACAGAGUCUUGCCUAGAUGACAGAACUUCAGGGGUUCUGAGCAACAGUUAGUUGCAAUGCCUUUCUUGCCUAGUUGUAGGUAGGCUCUACGUUUUUAUAGGUUUCUAACCAGUCGAUAGCACACUAUGUAAUGCGGCAGGCCUCAUCGUCUGAUACCCCCUGCCAGUACAGACCAGGAGAGAUAUUUUAGAACACGAGCCAUGCUUUACACACAGGUAUCUGGUAAGGUGCUUACAUUACAUAUGUCUCCGCUCACUUUAACCAAUUAAACGCACAGCAGCCAAAACAAAAACAACAGUCCUGGAAGGUUGGAAGUUUUUCACCCAUUCUCAUUUGCCCUUCUUUCCUCUGGCUUCUCCAUAAUCCUGGAAUACACAAUUAGGAGGACUGUAGUCCAGGGGUCAGCAACGUUUUUGGCUGGAAUACCAAA
Molecule: messenger RNA, 2804 nt
Organism: Alligator sinensis (Chinese alligator)
Lineage: Eukaryota; Metazoa; Chordata; Crocodylia; Alligatoridae
Gene: RHBDL3
Product: rhomboid like 3
Exons: 9
Coding region: 54-1172 (372 amino acids)
Cellular component (GO): membrane
Molecular function (GO): calcium ion binding; serine-type endopeptidase activity
Source: RefSeq, a predicted model, not a curated record